GAUUACCGUACAGAAUGAGUAAAGUGACCCAGAAAAUCCGAUGAGAGUGUAGGGUUUACUCUGUAACCCCACUCGCGCACGCUAGCCGUGUAUCACUUUCGUCUUCUAUUCGUUUUCGUCACCCACACUAGGAUAGUGAUCAGCUUCUGCGAUACGUCAGACCGCAAGGAGCUGACAAGUUGAAUUGAACCGUUGGAGAGUGCACAUCGCUGCAAAUAAAAUUGAAGUUCCACCACACCAUAUCUUUUUCCUGUCGCCGUUGCCUGCUGAAAUUAUCACCCGCUUCCAAGUUCCGUCGCGAGUGGAAGGUUUGAUACCGCGAAUUUCUACCGGUCACAACAUAGCUGGUGCCGUGACCAGGAUCCAGCUGUACACGAUCACGCCAACAUUUUGCGCCCACUGCGUACCAUCAUCAUCGCUGAUUUCAUCCAGCACGCCAUUGCAGUUCAGGAAAGCUGAUAGCGGCUAAUUUCGCCAUUGCUGACGCUGCACGUUCCUGAACAAUUGAGCGCCGCCAUCGGGAAUUUGGACUGGAGAAGCCGCUUUAAUUAUAAUACAAGGCCUGAUAUUUUCAGGCAGAAGUCUUACAGAUUUAUUACUGGACCCACGUUCCGGUAUUCAUCGUACGGCUAUUGUUUGAUAGAAACGCUCCAGCAUUAAUCAUCAGGCCAUCCCGCGCCAUUUUAUACUCCGUCGGCGGCCAUUGCUGCCUAGACUAGUUCGCAACCUUUGGAGGACAGUUGCCUAAUUUCAUCGAGUGUGCUUCUGAUUUCUGGCGAUUUUCUGCUGCUGCUGCUGCCAAUAGCCAUUCAAGAUGGCCGAAGAACAACAGAUCAACCUACUAGUCUCGCGGAGAACAACGAUGCUGGAAGCUCUGGGUCGGGCAGAGGCAUUUCUUCGAGACUUCAACGCUCAACGCGAUGGACAGCAGGUGCCAUUGAGGCUGGAAUACCUCAACCGCAUGUGGACGUCACUUGAAGAGGUACAGGCUCAACUGGAGGACGGUGAUGUGGAAGGUAGGGCAGAGCAUGCUGCUAUACGUGCGGACUUUGAGCCACGUCUAUUCUCAAUAAAAGCUGCAUUCAUUUCCUAUUCGCCUCCUCUUUCUGUUAACGCUGGCAACCCUCAACCCCUGCAUGCUACUUCCACUCUCUCUGGCAUCAAACUGCCGACAAUUUCGCUUCCUGAGUUCGAUGGAGAUUAUAAGCAAUGGCUAACUUUCCACGACACGUUUUUGGCUUUAAUCCACAACAACGCUGAUGUUCCACCUAUUCAAAAAUUUCACUACUUAAGGGCAGCCGUCAAGGGGGAGGCUGCUCAACUGAUCGAAUCCAUCGCUAUUUGUUCUGCUAAUUACUCUCUGGCUUGGCAAGCUCUCGAAGGGCGGUACUCCAACGAAUAUCUGCUAAAAAAGCGACACCUGCAAGCACUCUUCGACAUCCCACGCAUGAAGAAGGAGUCUGCAGCAACACUUCACGGAUUGGUGGACGAAUUCGAACGUCAUACGAAGAUUCUUCAUCAUUUGGGUGAGCCGACGGACGCCUGGAGCACGAUCCUAGAACACUUAUUAUGCACGCGACUGCACGAUGAUUCACUGAAGGCCUGGGAGGACCACGCAUCCGUAACUGAGAACCCAAAUUUCGCAUGUUUGAUCGAUUUCCUUCAGAGGAGGACAAGAGUACUGGAAUCGAUCUCGGUCAACCAUCAUCAAUCUACUAGCACGACAAACGCAAACGAUGGUGCGUCCGCUAGUCAUUUCCGGAGACAAUCACAGUUUCGUCUCUCGUCAUGCGCAUCAACCGCUAACUAUUCUUUCAGAUGUCCCAUAUGUAGUCAACAGCAUUCGUUGGCGAGAUGCGGCAAGUUCAACAGCAUGUCAGUGAACGACCGACAACAGCUUGUGAACACGAAACGAUUGUGUCACAACUGCCUACGGGGGGAUCACAUAGUCCGCCAAUGCCCAUGUGACCUGAAUUGCAAGAAGUGCAAUCAGCGUCACCACACUUUAUUACACACGAGCCAAUCCGCCGGUCCUAAGAAGGUCAGCAACGACGCUGUUUCUCGUUCAACGUCUUUCGUCGAUUCUGCUGACAGGGCUACGUCGUCGUCUUCUCCUGUAGUUUCCGAACAAACCAUGGUAGCAGCUGUUGAAGAUGAUUCGAUUGUCGAGACGAGUGUUUCUCUCCAGCAUCCUCGUGAAAAUGUCUUCUUGCUAACCGUCAUCGUAAAUAUCGUCGAUGCUUAUGGACAACAUCACCCCGCUCGUGCUUUAUUGGAUAGCGCAUCGCAACCGAAUUUGAUAACCGACCGCAUGGCUCGUAUCCUCCGCCUGAAGAAGCAUCCCGUCAACGUUACCGUCCAAGGGGCCGGACAGUUAUCCAAAGUCAUACACGAGUCCAUCUACGCCCAAGUUUCAUCCAGAAAGGAGCAUUUUUCUUGCGGAGUUAAUUUCCUAGUAAUGGACAAACUAACUGCCAACCUUCCUGCGCAAAAUGUCUCCAUAACCGACUGGAGAAUUCCAAAGGAUCUAUUCCUAGCAGAUCCAACAUUCAACAAGAGCCAACCAAUCGAUGUAGUGCUGGGGGCCAAGCACUUUUAUUCAUUCUUCCCGAAUGCCGCACGAAUACAAUUGCAUGGCAAUCUCCCGCUCCUAGUUGAUAGCGUUUUCGGAUGGAUCGUUGCGGGCUCUGCCGAUCUAGUGUCCCCCAAGAUCAAUCCAUCGUCCAAUUCUAGCAGUCUCGUGUGUGUAUCUAUGGUUUCCUUGGAAGAAACUCUGGAACGUUUCUGGAAAAUAGAAGAACUAACAACCAAGGACAACUACUCCGUCGAAGAAAGGCGCUGUGAAACACUUUACCAAUCGACAGUCUCUAGAAACCCUGACGGACGGUACAUAGUUCGCCUGCCUCGGAAGCCUGAUUUUGACGACAUGUUAGGCGAGUCGAAGGCAAACGCGCUGCGACGGUUUGAGUAUUUGGAGCGACGUUUGGAGCGAAACUCCGAGCUGAAGGUUGAGUAUCACAGAUUCAUGCAGGAAUACAUCGACCUCGGGCAUAUGCAGCCAAGCAAACUAACUGAGACCAAAGGCGCAAAAUCAUUCUACCUACCACACCAUCCUGUUAUCAAGGAGGCUAGUACUACGACAAAGGUUCGUGUUGUAUUUGAUGGUUCGGCAAAAACGUCUACCGGUUUUUCCCUCAACGAUGCCCUCUGUGUCGGCCCGGUCGUCCAGGACGAGCUACUCACUACAAUCUUACGGUUUCGGACGCAUCCCAUCGCUCUAGUAGGUGACAUAGCGAAAAUGUACCGACAGGUUCUCGUGCAUCCAGACGAUGUUCCACUGCAACGCAUUUUCUGGCGAUUUUCCUCCGAUAUGCCAGUACAAACCUUUGAUCUACUUACCGUUACUUAUGGUUUAGCUCCAUCGUCAUUUUUGGCAACUCGCACGCUGCUACAACUGGCUGACGACGAAGGCCGCUCGUAUUCCAUCGGCAGCAGGGCUCUCCGGAAAGGUUUCUAUGUCGACGACUUCAUUGGCGGGGAGCAAACUGUUGAACGCGCCAUCCGCUUACGCAUAGAACUCAGCAAAUUGCUCGAAAAGGGAGGAUUCGUUCUUCGCAAGUGGACUUCAAACCGGCUCGAAGUGCUACACGGCCUAGACGCCGACAAAAUCGGUACCCAAUCCCCUCUGGAGUUCACCCCCCACGAGACAGUGAAAGCGCUAGGAAUUAUUUGGGAACCAGAGGGAGAUUUUCUUCGCUUCGACUCGCAAGUACAACAUGACGGCAAGCCGCCCACCAAACGUUCAAUUCUAUCCUCUAUCGCCAAACUAUUCGACCCCAUCGGUCUUAUUGCGCCCGUUGUUGUGAGGGCCAAAAUCAUCAUGCAGCAGCUGUGGCUGCUACCUGUCGAAUGGGAUGAUCCAGUUCCUGAGACUGUUCGAAACAACUGGGAGAACUAUCACGAUGAGUUGCCGAAAAUCACCGCCCACCGGGUAAAUCGAUAUGCUUUUCUCCCAUGCUCUACCAUACAGUUGCAUACUUUCGCCGACGCUUCUGAAUUGGCCUACGGUGCAUGCAUCUACGCUCGUUGCGAAGACGAGCAGGGAAACGUCAAAGUCGAGCUUCUAGCAGCCAAGUCACGUGUCGCUCCACUAAAACGACUAACUAUCGCACGUCUAGAACUCUGCGCUGCAGUUUUGGCUGCCCAUCUCCACGAUCGAGUUAAACACGCCAUCGACAUUGACGUCUCUGCCUCUAUUUUCUGGUCGGAUUCUGCCAUCGUUCUCCAGUGGCUCCGAUCCCCUCCGAACACAUGGCAGACCUUUGUGGGAAACAGAGUUUCGGAAAUACAACAGUUUACCCACGGCUGUCAAUGGAGGCACGUUCCUGGUAGCGAAAAUCCCGCUGACUUAGUGUCCCGCGGAAUGUCGGUCGACGAGUUCCUGAAUAGUAAGUUGUGGAAGGAGGGGCCCCACUGGUUGCUGCAACACUGUCGAGAAUGGGCCGCCUUUGAACCGCCCGGCGUUGCUGAGGAGAUGCUAGAAGUUCGACAUGUUGUAACACUGGUACAAUCAACGCCAUCAGUUAAUGCGAUAUUUCUCCGCUGGUCAUCAUACACCCGCUUACUACACGUUACCGGAUAUUGCCUUCGCUUUCUGCGGAACGCUCAUGCCAAGGCCAGAACGCAGCCUCCUCCCAACACCACAUCCGUUGUGAAAUCGUUAUCUGUGGAACUACUUACCCAAGCCAAAUUUAUACUAAUACGCCUUGCUCAACAGGAUGCCUUCGGUUCAGAAAUAAGAGAGUUGGAAAAGGGGAAACCAGUAGCGAAACAUUCGCACGUGCGCCAAAUGAGUCCGUUUUUAGACCAGGGAAAAGUGUUGAGGGUCGGAGGUCGACUAAAGCUAGCCCAGCUUCCCUAUCAAAUGAAACAUCCUGCCCUACUCCCAAGCUUUCACCCCCUAUCACUUUUAAUUGCCAACUAUUAUCACAACAAAAUGCUUCACGCCGGUGGGCGAGUACUGCUGUCCGUCAUCCGAGAAGAAUUUUGGCCAGUACAUGGCCGUCGCUUAGUUCGCAGCACAGUACGCAAAUGCUUUCGCUGCACUCGCCUCAACCCGGAACCUGCCCGUCAGCACAUCGGUCAACUGCCCGUUCAUCGAAUAGUCCCUAGCCGCCCGUUUAGUGUCGCUGGAGUAGACUACGCUGGCCCGCUGUACCUAAAACCAAUCCACAAGCGCGCCGCACCAGCCAAAGCGUACAUUUGCCUGUUCAUCUGCUUCGCCACCAAGGCCGUCCACAUUGAGCUCGUCAGCGAUCUGACCACCCAGGCGUUCCUGUGUGCGCUCCGCCGUUUUAUUGCUAGGCGCGGCCGCCCAACACACAUUCACUCGGAUAAUGGCAAAAAUUUCGAGGGAGCUAAAAAUGAAUUGCAACAGUUAUUUGCCAUGUUUCAAAACCAGGAGGAAAUCGAAAAAAUUACAUCAACUUGCGCAGAGGAAGGUAUCACUUGGCACUUGGUCCCGCCAAAGGCACCCCAUUUCGGCGGUUUGUGGGAGGCGGCCAUCAAGGUAGCCAAGAAACAACUUUACCGCCAGCUCGGUCCGUCUCGACUAUCGUUCGAAGAUGUUGGAACGGUGCUCUCGCAGAUCGAAGCCCUGAUGAAUUCCCGGCCGCUGCUGCCAAUGUCAGAUGAUCCGGAUGAUUUGGCUGCACUCACACCAGCGCACUUCUUGAUCGGAACCAGCAUGCUCGCCUUGCCCGACCCAGAUCAUCGGAACAUCCCAGUCAACCGACUGGAUCACUAUCAGAAACUUCAACUUCACGUCCAAAAAUUCUGGUGCCACUGGCGAUCGGAAUACCUUCAAGAGCCGCAAAAAGACACCGUAAUGAACCGACGAAAUGACAGUAUGCUGCCAGGCCGAAUGGUUGUUGUCGUCGAUGAGAUGCAACAACCAAUACGUUGGCCUCUCGCCCGAAUUUUGACCACUUCACCAGGUCCAGAUGGAAUGACCAGAGUCGUGACGCUACGCACUGUUCGGGGAAUUAUCACCCGGCCAAUCACAAAGGUUUGUUUACUGCCGGAUUCCACUACCACUGCAAUUGAUGGAGAAGAAGACCCGCUAGCCAUCAACCCGCAACCAGCUCAACGAUCCGGAGUGCUUGAAGAAGAAAAUUAA
This is a messenger RNA of Topomyia yanbarensis, 6178 nucleotides long. RefSeq lists its product as uncharacterized. Gene Ontology annotation, molecular function: nucleic acid binding. NCBI's taxonomy places the organism in Eukaryota, Metazoa, Arthropoda, Insecta, Diptera, Culicidae. The coding region runs from base 815 to 6178 and encodes 1787 amino acids. The record is from RefSeq and is a predicted model, not a curated record. The transcript has 2 exons. Gene Ontology annotation, biological process: DNA integration.